Molecule: messenger RNA, 2268 nt
Organism: Hemiscyllium ocellatum (epaulette shark)
Lineage: Eukaryota; Metazoa; Chordata; Chondrichthyes; Orectolobiformes; Hemiscylliidae
Product: gastrula zinc finger protein XlCGF57.1-like
Exons: 5
Coding region: 1-1953 (650 amino acids)
Source: RefSeq, a predicted model, not a curated record
AUGCAACGAGUUACCCGACCGAACCCGCCGCGUCGCGUCUGUCCGUCUUGUUUCCGGGGUCUCCCGGUCCGGAUCACGCUCUCCCAGAGCCACCUCGGCAACAAGGGGAAACUAGAGACCGCCGAAAUCAGCGAGGUGCACCUUCUCCGUUUCUCCAAGAAUGCCGAGCGACCGGAGCUUGGGAUCCCGGAACAGUGUGGCGAUUGCGGGAAAGGCUCCCAUUUCCCGUCUGCCCUGGAUACUCAUCGGCACAGCCAGACUGGGGAGAGGCCAUUCCCCUGCCCUGACUGUGGGAAGGGCUUCAGCAAUUCCACCAACCUCCACACCCACCAGCGGGUCCACAUGGGGGAGAGGCCUUUCAGCUGCCACGAGUGUGGGAAGGCCUUUUCCCAGGCCUCCAACCUCCAGACCCAUCGGCGUGUCCACAUGGGGGAGAGGCCCUUCAGCUGCCCCGAGUGUGGGAAGGCCUUCAGCAAUUCCUCCCACCUGCUGAGGCACCAGCGAGUCCACACGGGGGAGAGGCCCUUCAGCUGCCCCGAGUGUGGGAAGGCCUUCAGCAAUUCUUCCCACCUGCGGAGCCACCAGUGGGUCCACACCGGGGAGAAGCUCUUCAGCUGCCCUGAGUGUGGAAAGGCCUUCAGCAAUUCUUCCCACCUGCUGAGGCACCAGUGGGUCCACACCGGGGAGAAGCCCUUCAGCUGUCCUGAGUGCGGGAAGGCCUUUAGUAAUUCCUCCGCCCUGCUGAGGCACCAGCAGGUCCAUACGGGGGAGAGGCCCUUCAGCUGCCCUGAGUGCAGGAAGGCCUUCACCAAUUCUUCUAACCUGUUAAGCCACCAGCAGGUCCACACUGGGAAGAGGCUGUUCCCUUGCACAGAGUGUGGGAAGGCCUUCAGGUAUUCUUCUCACUUACUGACCCACUGGCGGGUCCACACCGGGGAGAGGCCCUUCAGCUGCCCCGAGUGUGGGAAGGCCUUCAGGCAUUCCACCAACCUGCUGACCCACUGGCGGGUCCACACAGGGGAGAGGCCGUUCCCUUGCCACGAGUGUGGGAAGGCCUUCAGCAAUUCCUCUAACCUGCUGAGGCACCAGCGGGUCCACACGGGGGAGAGGCCCUUCAGCUGCCCCAAGUGCAGGAGGGCCUUCACCCGCUCCUCGUACCUGCUGAAGCACCAGCGAGUUCAUCUAUACGGCCUGGAAAGAGGAAUUCACAGCAGGGAGUGGCUCCAAACUUUGGCCAUGGAGAAACCCGAGGAAUCCCACCUCUUGGAGAAACCGUGGAAGUGUGGUGACUGCGGGAAAGGCUUCCCUUUCCCAUCUUCCCUGGAGAUUCACCAGCGUAGUCACACCAGGCAGAAGCCGUUCACCUGCCCUGUCUGUGGGAAGGCCUUCAGACAUUCCUCCACCCUGCUGACCCACCAGCGGAUCCACACUGGGGAGAGGCCGUACAGCUGCCCUGAGUGCGGGAAGGCCUUUACCCAGGUCUCUGGACUGAUAAACCACCAGUGGGUCCACACGGGGGAGAGGCCCUUCAGCUGCCCAGAGUGCAGGAAGGCCUUCAGCAAUUCCUCCUCUCUGCUGAGGCACCAGCGCGUCCACACAGGGGAGAGACCCUUCAACUGCCCCGAGUGCAGGAAAGCCUUCAGCAAUUCCUCCGCCCUGCUCAGGCACCAGCGGGUCCACACUGGGGAGAGGCCCUUCAGCUGCACUGAGUGCGGGAAGACUUUCAGCAAUUCCUCCACCCUGCUGACUCACUGGCGGGUCCACACAGGGGAAAGACCCUUCAGCUGUCCCACGUGCGGGAAGGCCUUCAGCAAUUCUUCCGACAGGCUGACCCACCAGCGGGUCCACACUGGCGAGAGGCCAUUCCCCUGCCCCGAGUGUGGGAAGGCCUUCACCCGCUCCUCCCACCUCCGGAGGCACCAGCGAGUUCAUGUACCAUCGCAGGGGGAUUGAAGGAGCGACGGCUGAGUGCCAUUAUCGAUUGGACUAUCAACCCAGUUCCAGGGGCUCCCGGGUUUGAAUCCCGCCGCGGCAGAUGGCUCUAUACAGGGUAUGGGUUGAAAUUGCUGAGUGAGGCAAUACUUCCUCCGGGUUACGGCUGUACCAAGAUCCAAUUAGAAAGGGACAUCUCUGUGCUGACCAAUAGUAAAGACAGUGAGGUUGGGUGGGGGUAUAGGCGUGAGUGGGUGUGCCUUGACCUUGAGCUGUUUAAAAAGCAGCUACUUUUUCUCUGCCUUUUUGCUGAGGGGGAUUUGAAGCUUUCACAAA